AUGGGCUGCGUGCCGUCGAAGCAAGCGGUCUCGGUGACCCCGGCCGCGGUGGAUCACUCGGGGGCGCUCAAUGGCGGGUCGGAUCGGAGCCGAGUGGGGAGCUGCGGCGGGGGCGGGGGCUUGGUGGCGGAGCUGGAGUUGAACUUGAAGAAGGUGAAGAAGAGGGGGGCGGCCGAGUCGGGAAGCGAGUGCGAGUCGGGACGGGCGAGUUCGAAUGGGUCGGUCAGCUUCCGGCUGGGGAACCUGCACAGGUUCUUGGAGGGGGAGCAGGUGGCGGCGGGUUGGCCGGCGUGGCUGAGCGCGGUGGCCGGUGAAGCCAUUCAGGGCUGGGUGCCCCUUAAAGCAGAUUCUUUCGAGAAACUUGAAAAGAUUGGCCAGGGCACGUAUAGCACCGUAUUCCGAGCACGCGACUUAGAGAAGGGAAGGAUUGUUGCUUUGAAAAAAGUCCGGUUCGACAAUUUCGAGCCUGAAAGCGUUCGUUUCAUGGCUCGGGAGAUAUUAAUCCUUCGCCGGCUUGACCAUCCGAAUAUUAUAAAGUUGGAAGGUAUAAUCACGUCAAGGUCUUCGUGCAACAUAUAUCUUGUGUUUGAGUAUAUGGAACAUGAUAUAGCUGGACUGUUAUCUUCCCCAGGGAUUACUUUCACCGAGGCACAGGUCAAGUGCUACAUGAAGCAAUUGCUAUCGGGACUCGAGCACUGUCAUUCUCGGGGAGUGAUGCAUCGGGACAUUAAAGGCGCGAAUCUCUUAGUGGAUAAUGAAGGUGUGCUUAAAAUUGCCGAUUUUGGAUUAGCAAACUUCUGUAGUUUCGGGCAGAGGCAACCUCUGACUAGUCGGGUGGUCACUCUUUGGUAUCGGCCACCCGAGCUCUUAUUGGGGUCCACUGACUAUGGGGCAUCAGUCGAUCUUUGGAGUGCCGGUUGCUUGCUUGGUGAACUUCUUGUUGGGAAACCUAUCAUUCAGGGGAGGACUGAGGUGGAACAGCUUCACAAGAUAUUCAAACUCUGUGGGUCCCCUCCGGAAGAUUACUGGAAAAAAUCGAAACUUCCACACGCUACACUGUUUAAGCCACAGCAUCCUUAUCAGAGCUCCCUUUGGCAAACUUUUAAAGAUCUUCCCCAAGUUGCCGUGUCACUCAUUGAAACUCUGUUAUCAGUCGAGCCAUUCAAGCGGGGCACUGCUGCUGCUGCCCUAACAUCUGAGUAUUUCAAGACGAAGCCAUACGCUUGUGAACCGUCAAGCUUGCCAAAGUAUCCCCCCAGUAAGGAGAUAGACAUUAAACAUCAUGAAGAGGCUAGCAGAAAAAGGCCAGCCGGAAGGUCUCGUGGACCUGAAGUAAGAAAACCAACCAGAAAACCGAAUGGGAUCAAUAAACUUGCCCCAGAAGAGAACUUGGCUCCUCAGAAGCAAGAGGAGCCGAAAAUGAACAGAAUUGGCCGUGCCAGCAACCACAGAGUGAAUAAGGCCUCGGGUCACGAGCCACCUAAACCGCCAGUGGGCCCUACGAAAGCGCCAUCUCACGCGAAAAAUGCAUCCCAAGGAGACGCCACAUAUGCAGGGCCCCUGCAGGUCUCGGGAUCAAGCGGCUUCGCGUGGGCCCGAAGAACUACCGACUUGAGGUCGAGAAGCAAGUCGAGCUCGAGAAGCCUGAACAUCGAAUCUUGCGGUGCUGGGCGCUCGAAAAGUAACGAUUUGGACUCCAAUGAUGAAGGAAAACGUGAUGAUGAUGCCGGAGCAAAAGAGCGCGAGUCUUAUGAAAUAUUCAAAAGUUCGAUGCUUAAGAAGUGGAGCCAGCUGGAGUGUCCUGAUUCGUUCGAUGCCUCGGAGGAUUACCAUUCGCAGGAUCUGUCUGUACGUAAAGGGGAAGCGGCUUCCAAGGGAAGCAACUCGGUAUACCAUAAUCAAGAGGAGAAGGUCGAGUUUUCAGGGCCCUUGCUUUCCCAAUCGAAGAAAAUCGAUGAGCUCUUGGAAAAACACGAACGUCAUAUUCGCCAGGCCGUUCGAAGAUCAUGGUUCCAGAGAGUUAAGAUAAACGGGAAGUAA
Molecule: messenger RNA, 2040 nt
Organism: Striga hermonthica
Lineage: Eukaryota; Viridiplantae; Streptophyta; Magnoliopsida; Lamiales; Orobanchaceae
Source: the annotation of a GenBank genome assembly